Messenger RNA from Patella vulgata (common limpet), 5386 nucleotides. RefSeq lists its product as uncharacterized. The coding region runs from base 282 to 2474 and encodes 730 amino acids. NCBI's taxonomy places the organism in Eukaryota, Metazoa, Mollusca, Gastropoda, Patellidae. The transcript has 16 exons. The record is from RefSeq and is a predicted model, not a curated record. Gene Ontology annotation, molecular function: protein binding.
UUAGUCUCGUGUGUCACGAAAUGUGAGUAGAAAUAAAUACCGGCAGCUAGACAACAGUCUAUUAAAAAUAUGGACAUACACCACCAUGAUUUUAUAUUUCGGUGGCCAUCCAGCAAGCUAUCCAGCCGAAUCCAGUCUAUACCACAGAGACAUGCUUUAUAAACUACGGUAGUUGGUACUCACAGACAAACUGUUCAAGACAUGGAUGGAAACCAGAAUUUAACUAGAUCUGUGACUGAGGUCACAGAGACGGAUGUUUUCAUUAUUGAGGACGUCUAUUAAUGACCUCUAGAAUUAGGUCUACAUGUCAACAAACUUAUAUCGGAUGUACAUAUGUAAACAAAUGUAGUCAAUCAGGAAUGUCACACUUUACCAAGUUCCUUCCUUAUUUUCCUUAUUUACUGUUUAUUGUUAUUUGGCCAGGCGUGGUGUCUUUAUCUUGCACAGGACAAACAACAAUUUGUGCUGAAAAUUCAACAGAUUGUUAUGUCAGAUGUAAAGAGAAUUCUACCAAUGUUUAUUUUGUGUCUGAUGAUCAGCGUUGUGCCAGUGCUGAAAACUUUAACUUAAGUUCUGAUGGAAGAUGGAAGGUUAACACUAGCACAACCGGAGACAGGACAUUUUCUUGCUGUUCAGAGCAUCAGUCUAUGAUAUGUAGUUUAACUCUCAUAAUAUAUGAAAUACCCAGACCAGUAAAUGAUUUAAGUUGUAAAGUUCACCUUGAAAAAGAUCAUGAAUUGCAGACGGCUUCAGCUUACUGUGAUGUUCAACAAAACGGGUCUUUUGCCUUAGCUCUCAACAUUACAUCAAAAUACUACAGGGCAGAAUGUGAGAAUAUAACAGAUACAAAAUUUAAAUGUCCAUUUGAAAAUGUGCAGACAUUGAGCUUUUUAUAUACAAUUAUUGUUAGUGCAUCUCAACCAACAUCUUGUACUUAUUGUGGCAAUGAAACAGCUGAAAAACAAUUUCCAAUUUCACCUUUAAAAAACAUACAUCAUUCAGAUCUGAUAUUACAUGUACAACAUGUAACUUGUAAUUCAACCAUGAUCAAAUUGAAAUUACCAGAGGAUACUUUAUAUUAUUUUCCUGUGGAAAAUGAGAAAUGGGAAUAUAAUAUAGCUUACUUCCCAUCUUCAUCACCUGAACAAUAUAAACAAACACUUAGGGGUAAAGUACACAGCGAAGCAAGGAUUAUAACCAUAUCAGACUUACAUCCGUAUGAAAAUUAUACAUUUUCAAUAAAGUGGAAAUAUAUAGUGUACAACUACUGGAGUGAUGAUGUUACUAUUAAUAUAACCACAAGAAUAGGAGUACCAAAUUAUGCCCCUGUUGUUCCUAAUAAAAACCAUGCUAAAGGUGUCAAUGAAACAGCUAUAUAUCUGCAGAAAAAUCCUGAGGAAUCAGAAAAUGGACCUAUCAUCAAUUAUAUUGUAAAUAUUACAUACAACAAUGUUAAACCCGACGACAGAAUAAAGCGAAGUUCACCACACGAAUCCAAAAAGUUUGAUGGAAGUUCUUUGUCCAUUUUUCUUCCAUUACCCAAUGAUGAGAAAGACCAAACCCUAACUGUUCAGUCGGCUACAGAAGCAGGAGUUUCUCCUAAAUAUACAACAAUUUAUGUUCCCGCGAAUAGGAAAGAAAUUGAUAAUGAUCUCACAAGACUUGAAUCUCAAAGUUAUAAUGAAACACAUGAUCAACUUGAUGUAGAAGAUGUUGCUACUGCAGACAGACUUGACAUCUUCUGGUGUUUGGGAAUAUAUUUAUCUGCGAAGAAAUUAGUAGAUUGUAAGUCUGGUAUUCACUAUGUAACUAUUUCACCAGCUACCAAAACCAUUAUUAUUCCCAGACCAAAGUUAGAAAUGCCCCAAUGUAGUAGGUGUGUUUUACAUUAUGCUGUUGCCAUGGAAAAGAAUAAUUUAUCAAGUUCAAUGUUAUGGGACUCGGCAUCAGAACCUAAAUUACUUCCUAUAGUACAUGUAGAUGGUAUGGUUUACAAAAUAGAGGAACAUUUAUAUUGGAUCAUCAUACCAAUUGCUGCAGUUUUAUUUGGGUUUUUUGUCUUUACAUUAUAUAAAUGUAAUAAAUGGAGGAAUAACAACUACAUGGCAAAAGUCAAAUUUCCUGACAUGGAAUAUGCUAUACAUGCACAAUAUGAACAAGUUCAAAGAAGAACGUUGAGUAGUACUUCAAGUGUGGAAGACAAUAGUGAUAAAGAUUCAACAGACAUGGCAGAAACUUGUCCUGAUAUACCCAUAAAUACAGAAGCAAGUGGUAGCAUAAAUUCCAAGCCACUUACUGAAACGAGCGGUUUUACUAAUACUGGAGAAAGUAGAAGUACAGAGCAAUGUAGCAGCCCCAUCUCGUCAGGAUCAAUAGGCAGUGGUCAGUGUUUGAUCAUAGUAGGCUCUGGCAGUGGUAGCAUAAAUUCUGAGCCUUAUAGCAGUGAUUGUUAUAACAAUUUGAGUUUCUCAUGACAAAUAUACAGUUCGUCAGUGCCAUAGAUGUUGGUGAUUGUACACAGAACUGUUUAAAUUAUCAAGAAAUCUCUGGUUUUGAGUUCUUUUGUGUUCUUCAGCAAUCCAAAUUAUAAAUCUCUUUGUGAAGAUUCUAUUGUUGAUUCAAGAGCUAAUCCAGAAGUAUUUAAGUUUUGAAAGCUGUUGUAAUAUUCAGUAUUAUUUCUCCAUGUGAUAAACAGUUGAUUUUAAUAAUAUUAACAAACCAUAUAAGAUUUAACAAUCAGUAGUAAUAAUUAUGAACAUUGUGCAGGAAAACUAUGCAACUUUAUAAAGACAGUGCAAACAUACUUUAAAAAGCUAAUUGUCAAUUCAAGUGAAAGUGAAAUCAAAGCAAUUAGCUAAGUGAACCUACUUUAAAAAAUAUCCUCAAGCUAGUGGGGUGGGGUGUCAAGUGUCCUGAGAUAGAGUUGGCAUACCAUGCCUCAUAUAUGACACCCAUCACAAGGCAGAAACAAGGUCUAAGAUAAUAUUUUGAACAAGUGAAUGAGUGAAUCUUGUAAAUAAGUUUAUUAAACUGAUAUCUAGACCAUGUAAUAAAUCCAGCAGCUAUACUUUAAUUGUCAAUAAAUGUGCAUGAAAUUGCUAAUGAUUUGAUCAUCAUGACAUUUCAUUUGAGUUCAAUAGGGCAACUUAAAGGAGAUUGUCUACCCUUUUCUAUUCUCUCCUUUUAAGUCUCUUCAAAUGAAUAAAUUGUGACUUGAAACUUUAAUGUGGAUCAUUUGUGGUGUCUUACUAGUUGGAUAUAUUCCCAUAGACUAAUUAAAAUUAUACCAACAUUUCAUUCAGUUUCAUCAUUUGACUUUAUCUUGGUCUAAAGACAUUACUUGCAUAUUAUAUGUUAGAUUGUUAAUGUAUUAUAAAGGAACUUUACUGAUCCACCAUAUUUUUACUACAUUGCACAUAGUUAUAUUAUAUUAUAAUAAUUGAUCAUAUUUUUAUAGGGGAUCACGGUGGGUAAGAUGCUGGCUCGCUAGCCUGGAGGUCAGGUGUUCAAUCCCUGCAUUGGCCGAGAAAGUUCAUCCAGAUUUUCCGGCAUGGUUCAGUCAUUGUUUUUUUAAGGCGAGCGAAGGCUCUCAAGCGCCUGCCGCUCACCUGAAUAACGACCAAGGAGAGCUUUUUCUCCCUCUCCUUAAAACUAAAAAUCGCUCUCCUUUACAAAGUCAUUGGGGGGGGUAUUUUCAUUUAUGAAACCAGGAAUGACCCCUAACAUGCAGUUAUUAAUCUUCAGAACCAUUUCCCAUACACACAACUAAUCACUCUCCUUGAUAUCAGAUCACUUUUCUUAUCAAAACUGGGAGAGCUUUUUUAGGGGAGCGAUUUUUUCAAUUUGUUGAUUAAGGGGAGCUUUUUUCGGCUCUCCUCUAAAAUACAAACAACAACCACUGAUGGUUCUCCCUUGUCAGUGAUGCAGGAUGGAGAACCUGACAAGGACAGCUGUCUAGUCGUUCGGAUGGGACAAAAAACCGAGGUCCCGUGUACACAUUGGCGUGCACGUAAAAGAUCCCUUGGCAGUUGGAAUUCGAUAUAAGAGUAGGCCGUAGCCCGGGCAAAAUUUCCCUCGUAGCACACUGUAUGGCGUAUGCCCAUCUUCAUUAGCCCAGUUUAGGAGCAGAACAGUACGACGUUAAACCCCAUUUCAUUUAUAUAGUCAUUACAUAUAUAUGCUGAUCAACAAUUGCUUGUGAAUACCAUGAGGUCUCAAUUGUACAUGUUCAUCUGUUUUAAUGAAACUUAGUAUAAUUUGCAUCACCUUAAUGACUUGUUAACACACUGGAGUCCGCUCCUUUUUCGUAUGCUUUUAAUUAAACUUGGUAUGUGACUUGUGGAGUUAUGAACCUUGAUAUUCUGAAAUAUGUCAAAACUAAUCCAAUGCCUUUAUUAGUCUAAGCAGAAAAUGCUUAUUGAACUUGGUCACAGUAUUGAUGUAAUGUAAUUAUACAUGGAGUUUCGUCACUCUCACUGAAUUAGAAUCAAAUUUAUUGUGGUCUAAAGUCUUGACAUAUCAUAUGGUUUGUCAGUUACUUACUAUGCUCAAUCUCAGUACAAACUGUUCAUUAUCAAGGUAUUGAUGAAAUGAGACAGGCUGUGCACAGAAUUUCAUCACUUUUAUAACCUCUGACACCCAAGUUGGAACAUUCUACCUCAAAAAUAAAAAAUUUGUGUGUUUUUAUUUAUAAGGUUUUGGAUAUUUUUUAUUUUUUUUAUUUUAAUUUCAAUUUUAAUGUUUAUUAUUCAAGGAGUCGUCUCUCUCUACUUAGUCAAAAUACCUUAAAUUUGGCAUGUACCACUUAUUUAAACACCCCAGGCUAGUUCUUGUUUGCUGUCAUUUCUGACAUUUUCUCUGGCAUACUCCCUCUAGUCAGAGGUAAGAUCCAAAGUGGCAGGAAUUUGUGAAUAGUCAUUUUGAUUGGCCAAGAAACAAAAUCCCAGGAAACAUGGCAGUAAAAGAUCCCUUAAUAGAUUGUAUUUGAGUUUAGAAUUCAGAUACCAUUCUAGGACAAGAUGGCCCUUCCUCGGUAUAGCACAGAUCAUAUUAUGUCAUUCCAUACCUCAAUCUAUGAUUUAUAUAUAGCAACAAAAUUAAAUUUUUAUCUAUAAAUAUAAGAAGUAUGUAGGUAAGCAGACUGAAACUCCAUUUGAAUUACGUUAAAUUAAUUCCAACAUUAAUUUUGUCAUAUCAACAAAACAAAGUGAUCAUCAUUGUGACUGAUCUAGUCAUUCUAGCUAUAUUUCUUUUUAUAUGAUCAUUAUGAUUCAUUUAUUUAGUAAAUAAUUAUCAAAAGUUCCUUGUUAUUGUUUAGUGUAAACAGCCAAUACAGUUAUUUAAUAUAUUUGUAAAAAUGCUGAAAAUAAAUUUCACACAAAGUUUU